Molecule: messenger RNA, 1026 nt
Organism: Protopolystoma xenopodis
Lineage: Eukaryota; Metazoa; Platyhelminthes; Monogenea; Polystomatidea; Polystomatidae
Source: the annotation of a GenBank genome assembly
UCUCUAAAUUAUCCACGCCUAUUCUUCUGUUCUUGCCAUUACACAUCUGAUCUCGGUCUCCUGUUUAGGUCCUUGGCUGGCCGUGGUCGUCCCACUAACGCUAGUCGACUCAGUGCUGUGGCUGCUAAUGACACAGAGAAUUGUGAAAACUCUGCCAGUUUCGUACCAAAACGACUCAAACGCCACCCUCAAAUCACUGGUUACACUUCACCUAGCGAACAAGAUGCCGACGGUCGGGCGAUUUCGCUGUCUGGAUUAAGUAACCAUGACAAUGGUGAGGAGUUGAGUCCUGACGGCUCUUGGAAUGACUGGCCUUCAGGCGAAAAACGCUUAGCAAUGGACCGCAACUACUCCAGGCGCAAUGACACUCUUGGAGAUGAAGAUUUCUAUGACGAACAGGCUGGACAUGCCGAAGACGCUGAGGAAGAGGAAGAUUAUCUGUAUUAUAGAGGGGAAUCCUUGGCAAGCCGUGGGCCCGUGCACAUUUCUCGAGAGAAUCAAAGAUCUGGUCCGCCAGGGACAAUACAUCGUAGCAGAGGUAGACCCUCUUCUAUUCAACGCCAUGUUGGCCAUCGCCCGGCACCUCCUAUCUUGCAGACGGACAGACAGAGAGACCUGGCGGUGCCAAAUGUGCGAAACUCGGCAUCUAGUUCUGGUGGGCUGUCGAGACGGCCGGUCCAACAGCGCGAUAGACCGCAGCAUUGGGGUAAACGUCGGUCAACGGGCGGAGGCUCCUCAGAAGAUGAAGUGGAUGGGGUUGAUAGCAUUGCUUAUGAUCGGUCCGCACGUCUUAGUUGUAUCGACGAAGAGGGCGGUGCAGAUUCCGAAUUUUCUUCUUUCUUCGCUUCACAGGCCUACGGACGUGGCGGCUGUUAUGUCGCCUCUCGGUCGGGGCGCAUCUCAAUGCCACGGUUCGCUGAUGAUGAAGACCACAUUUACUACUUUUAUGGUGGUGCCAAGCGGUUGCCACAACAACAGGUUUCCACACAGAAAGUUGGUUCUGGAGCUCCUAUGAAUCAGGUAUAA